Messenger RNA from Linum trigynum, 2144 nucleotides. The record is from the annotation of a GenBank genome assembly. NCBI's taxonomy places the organism in Eukaryota, Viridiplantae, Streptophyta, Magnoliopsida, Malpighiales, Linaceae.
UUCAUGAUUUAAAUCCUUAAAAUCUUUUAAAAUCUUAUAAUUUUACGAUUCAAAUCGUUGGGUCAAUUUUACUUAUCUUCCCCAGAAUUUGCAAAAUUACGCCUCUUUCUCUUCUCUUCCACCAACAUCAUCUAGUUCUCUCACACUAACCACCAUCGACUAUAAUCAAUCACAUCAACGUAUUAAUCACCAUCGAUUCACCACCUCUUAACAUUAACCUUGAUAAAUUGAUACAUUAACCUUGAAAAAUUAUCAUUGUAAGUGUUAUGUGAUUUUGUGUUAUUCAUGAUUUUCCUUACUAAUAUUAUUCCAUUUUCAUAUUUACAUGUAAAAAAUUGCGAAGUGGCAUAGGAAAAGUUACCAAACUUCUGUUACAAUUGUGGCAUACUUGGUCACUUAAAACGUGAUUGUAAGGAAGAAAUUCUCCCAGAAGAGGAGACACAGUAUGGAAAUUGGUUAAGAGCAUUGUCGCCGGUGAAGAAAGGGAGGCCCAAGAGUAAGGCAGAGGCCACAAAAAUGGAAAUGCUGUGGUCGGAGGCAAAGCAGAGGAAAUCCGGUGAGAACUCCGACAAAGGUAUAGUGGAUCAGGGAAAUUCUCAGAUGAUGGUUCGUAUUCCAGCAGUUUCUUCUCGAAAAAAACUAUUUGAUUUUAUUAAAGUAGUGUCCGAGGCACAUAAUGUGAUAUGCGGGAAAAACGAAGGAAGAAAGGUGAACGGGGAAGUUGAUGGGGAAUAGGGUGUGGGACACGAGGAGAAAGGCGGUAAGGAAAAAGAGGAAGACUAAACGGCGGGAGACUGCUCUAGUUUGAACAGCAAAGUAAGGGAGGAAGAACCACUAAACAAAAACUUCUCGGGCUUGGCUAUGGGCCCAAGUGGGUUACGAAAAAACAAAGUGAAGGAGAGAGGCCCAAUGAAGUUGCUGAAAGAGGCCAUGGGAAAACGAAAGUGGCUGGUAAGAUCUGGGUUAGACUUAAGAAAGAAGUAAAGACCCAAGAAGGCAACAACCCAAAAGUAGUUACAAGAGAAAAGAGAAGGAACAAGGAUGAUAUGGAUAUUGACAUAAACGAUUAAGGAAUGAUGAUGAAGCGUAGAGAUGUCAAAAGGAACAAAAGCAAUGCUCUCUCAAACCCAGAAGAACCAGAGGCGGACCCUGCCGAGUUGCAGGGCCUCCUAUCACAAUGAAACUCUUAAGUCUCAACUGCCAGGGGUUGGGGAAUCCCGUGGCAGUUUCUUCUUUUGAAUCUGUUAUUCGAUUCCACAAACCCCAAGUGGUCUUCUUAAUGGAGACAAAGUUGUCGAAUGAUAAAUGGGAGAAAACAAGGUAUGAGCUGGGUUUCGAAGAUGGUGAUGGGGUUCCAGCAGAUGGUAAUACUGGGGGACUCUGCCUAUUCUGGAAAAAGGAGGUGAAGAUAAAGGUUAAGAUUAGCGACAAAAACCAUAUGGAUGUGAAAAGAAAGGAAGCGGAUGGUGACUCGAAAUGGAGGUUCAUAGGAGUUUAUGGGUGUCCAGAAAAGGAGAACCACCAUCUCACUUGGGAUCUAAUUAGAAAUCUUCAUUGUGGGAACGACGAAUCUUGGUUAUGCGCUGGUGAUUUCAACCAAAUCAGUUCAAAUGCAGAGAAAGUAGGGGGAAGACUAGUUCAGGAACAGAAACUCAUAGGCUUUAAUAAUGCCUUAUCUGACAGUGGACUCAUGGACUUGAGCUUUCGUGGCUACCCCUUUACUUGGGAGAAAAAGCGAGAUGUUCUGGGCCUCAUAGAAGAACACUUGGACAGGGAAGUUGCAAAUAAAAAAUGAAUGUAUAAGUUCCCUGAGGCUAUGGUUAUUCAUCUAGAUGAGGUGGUUUCAGAUCAUCUACCAAUUUUGAUAGACUAUGAAGGAGAAAAUGAGGAAGAAAUCUGGUGGGGGAAAAGCUUCAGAUUUGAAUCUUUUUGGGCAAAAGAUGAAGAAAGCAGUAUCAUAGUGAGUGAAACUUGGGAAGCAGCAGGAGUUGACGAUCUGGAAGAAGGCUUGAAGCAAUGAGAAUUACACCUCGCAAAAGUAUCAGGGAGAUGAAGAUGCAAGUCAGGGAUACAACUUGGCAUUCUAGGAAAAGGAAACUCGAGAUUGAGUUGCAGGAAUUACUUAAUAUAAAUGAGCAAAGAUG